Messenger RNA from Symbiodinium natans, 2307 nucleotides. The record is from the annotation of a GenBank genome assembly. NCBI's taxonomy places the organism in Eukaryota, Dinophyceae, Suessiales, Symbiodiniaceae.
AUGGCUGGAGGACGUUACCACGUUUGCAGGAAGUGUGGCCCGGCCAGCUGGAUCUUCGCGGCAAAGGUGCCCAAGUUCCCCAAGUGUCAGUGUGGGACACUCGCCAAGCCGGCUCGCGCAGAGGAUGUGGAUCUUGUUGCUCUCCUGCAGCAGCAUGUCGGAGACCUUCCCCAGGUCAUCGUGGACGCCCUGCCGGCUACCCCAACCCCGGACCCGCGCCAGGAGGGGAAAGAGGCUGGGGAUGUUCUUCGCAGCUCGGUUGGCAAGCUCCGUGAUCUGGGCCAGAGGAAACUGAGACUGCAGGAGGAGAUCGACACAGCCAAGGACAACUUGCGAGCAAUGCUUCACAAGAUGCAGGACAUCCAGAAUGCCAUCGAGGAGGCAAAGGUGGAAGUCGCGAAGACCACCAAGGAGUAUGAAGACAAGGUGGUCAAGCAUUGCGCGGAAGAGGUAAACAAUGGAGUGGAAUCUGUCCUGCAGGCUUUGGGCAUGCAAGAGGCCAGCCUUACCGAAGAGCAAAAGCGGAAGCUGGAAGCUCUGAAGUCCGAUGAAGCCAAGCGUAGACGCAUGCAGGGGGACCAGUGGGGGGCCAGGUUGGGGAUGGUCUCGCGCUUGCAGUUUUGUGUCGGCUGUGCCGAGGAGGUGGACCUCGACCCACAGGUACCCAGUCGUCUUGUCGCAGCAGACGAACCCGACGACGUCGCAACAGGAAUCUCAAGGUCUGUUCGGCCAAUGUCACCCGAUGGCGGUCGAGUCACCGGAAAUGGGCCCACACCUUGUCCCCGGACAUUCUUAUGCUACAAGAACUUCACCUCACCAAAGAGGAUCCUAGUGACCUUCCACGCCUCGCAAGGCUGUGGCUAUGUUAUUGUGGCGUUGCGUUCCAAAGGGGUAGAUUUCAAUUGGAUCUCCUUGUACCUGGAAAGUGGGACUGGCUUGGAUAGCCCAGUCAAUGAUCUUAUCCUGUCCAGCCUUACCCAACAUUUGUCCCUCCUUCAAGGCAUGUGGGUGGUUGGUGGGGACUCUAACGUUCUGAUCCAGGACUUCCUUAACUCCAGGUAUGAAGAAAGGUGGCAGGGCCGAGUGGUGGGCAGUGGGUCCCCUACGGCGGGAGGGGACUCUGAGAUUGACUUCUUUGUCGUCCAUCCCAGUCUUCAAUCCCUGUCGACGGUCCGGCUGUCUUUUGACACUCCUUUCAAGCCUCACGGACUUCUAACCUUGGACGUGCCAGUGCACUCCCUUCAGUUGAGAGUCGAGACAAAAUAUAAGGAAGCUUUGGCCUCCCAGACCUCCCAGAACUCCGAGUCUUACUCCAAGUGGCUGGAAGAGGCGCAAAAUGAUCACCUCCGCCCCCUUUACCGGGAAGUAUGGGAUGCCUUGUGCGACUUAGCCCGGGAGCAGGUCCGUUCCCUGCCCAAGCAUUCUGCUAGCUCUGUCGCCAAGAUAUGCGCCGCAAAAAAUCCCAAAAAAGGAGGCCCGGACGGCUGGGAUUUCAACGAUCUUCGGGACUUGCCUCGGGACGCCUAUGCAGUCCUCGCCGACGUCUUCAACAAAAUGGAGGAGGACCUUGUCAUUCCCCUCCAAGUUUCCCAGGUCCAGAUUGUUCUUCUGGCCAAGAGUGCCUUGAAGGAAAGACCUAUCGGUCUUACCUCAGUCCUAUGGCGGCUUUGGUGUAAGACUCGGCGGAUCUUGGUCGGCCAGUGGCUGGACUCUUAUAUUCCUGAUCACCCUUUUGACUCGGCGAUCCCAGGCUUGCGGUUGUCUUUCCCAGCCUUGGCCCUGUGCCUCUCCCUCCGCCUCUACCAAGGUGGUCGCACGGUGGUGGGUGAAUCCCAGCCUAGUCCAACCAUCUUCCCAGGCUUGGAUCAUUGCGACGUAUGGUUGGACGAUGUCUCUGCAGAUUCACUCCAUGCCUCGCCGGAUAUAGCCGCGGGAGCGGCUUAUGAAGCCUUUCGAGUGCUCAAGUCCAGUCUUCAGGCUGAAGGUCUUGUCCUCAGCCAAGAGAAAACGAAAUUUGUGGCCGGAACACCCCGCUCAGCUGCGGCGCUGCGAAAGCUGUUGCGGCCAGGGGACCCUGACAUAGUCGACGUGGUCAAGGAUUUAGGCCUUGACAGUGGCAGUGGACGCCGGCGCAGGACAACUACUGCCCAGAAACGCUUCCGGGUAGGUGGCCUCCGUAACCUGAAGUUGGGUAAGCUUCGCAUUCCGUCACGCCGUGUCCGGCUGCGGUUGCAUCGUUCUAGUGUGGUCACCUCGGGUCUUUAUGGCCAUGAAGCACAGGGGGAUGAUGGCCAGAUGUACCUGUAA